Messenger RNA from Blepharisma stoltei, 1612 nucleotides. Lineage: Eukaryota; Ciliophora; Heterotrichea; Heterotrichida; Blepharismidae. The record is from the annotation of a GenBank genome assembly.
AUGAACAAGAAGAAAAGAUUUUAUAGUGUAGGAGAGCUAAAAGAAUACAUCAAUGAUUUAUUUGCAAAAGCAAAAAAAUUCCAUGAAAUGCCAGGAUUUAGGAACAAUGAUGCCUGCAAAAGUUAUAAACACUUGAUAACUAUCUGUAAUUCUCUAGCAAUCGUGUUUAUGCAGUAUGAUCUCAUCCAGGAGUCCUUAACUUUUCUAAAAAUUUCAAUGGAAGUUGACAGUCUGCUUGUCAAGUAUGGAAACAUUUUAGAAAAAUUCUGACAAGGAAGGCUGGUUAUGUACAAUAAUUUUGCGUAUUUAUAUCACAAGGCAAAUCAAAACCAAGACUGCUUAAAAAGUUUGUAUGAAGGCCAUAGCUUGAUGGUGAGUAUGAAAGAUAUGGGGAUAAAUUGUGUGCCUGAUUUAUACAUUUCUUCGAAUUUGAUGACUUUUAUGUGUUUAUGGAAAAUAAAAAGAUUUAAUGAAGCUGGUAGUUAUUUAGAAAAAGCUGCAAAUAUGGUCAAUAAUGUGAUUAAAGGGAUCAAAAAGUCAAAGCUGUCUAGUCUCAGUGCCCAGAAUUUGUAUGGGAUUGUUGUCAUGGGCAAUGCUGGGCUUGCAGCUAAGCUUGAUAAUAAUUUUGAUAAAGCUAUCAAUAUUUGUCAGGAAGGGCUACAAGUACUUAGCAGUGACGAUAUUUUAGCAAGACCACUUAUAUGUGAUUUAAUUCAAGAUUUCCAUAGAGAAAAGCACUCAAAAAAUGAUAAAGACUGACUAAUUACGAAAGAAUUUGAAAACAUUUUAUUUAUCACCACAUUUGUGCCAUUUAUCAGUCCAAAUACACCUCUGAUAGACACAAAUGAGCUAGAAUUAGAAAAAUCUAAAGCAAGAAUCAGCGUUUUAGGAGAAGAAAUCAAUACUUUUAUAGAUUCUGACAUAGAAAAUGUCCCAGAAACCAGGGCAAAUCUGCCAAAGCCAUAUGCACACAUCAUGAAUAAUAUUCUGUCAAAAAGAAAAAGUCAGCAAGAAGUCCCUAGACAGUCAGCAAGCACUUCUCCUGGCAGAGGAAAAAUAAGGCCUAGCACAAGAGAAGGGAUUAAUCGUCCAUGGUGAGAGAAUGAAAAAUUUAUUGAGCAAAUCGUAAAUCCUGAGAGUAGAAAUAGCAAAUCUAGAUACCCUAGUGAGCCAAGGGUAAGAAAAAGCAUUCCAAGGCCACAAUCUAAAGGAAGUAAUGAGAGCCGGAAGUUUACUCCAGGAAAUUCAGAAAUUUAUGAAAAUUCCAAUAGGUUUAACUUUUUGAGCCCUCAUUUAAAUCCUGCUCCAAUAAGAAAUUUAUUCUAUUUUAAGAAAUUUUGACAUCAAAAAUAUUUAUGAAUAUUGAUUAUCAAUUCUCAAUGACAAGCGAUUAAUUAUUUAAAUAAGCAUAGCUUCAAAAAGAGAUAAAGAUAUUGGAAAACAUAUUAUGGUAGAAUUCAGCCCAGCUAGACAUAAUUUAGGAGAUCAGAUCCCAAUUGAAUUUUUGCCAGUUCCACCUAUAAGAAGAAAUGAUCCUUAUUCUAUGAUGCCUGGAUCAGGAUAUAGCAGUGGGAGAUACAAUAUGAUUCUUGAGAGAUCAAGCCAUUUGUAA